AUGCUAAGAGGAGAAAAACCCAGAGUCAUAUGGAGGAUUCUUAUGUAUGCUAAUAGAGCUAGACCACGAUCUAUGUUUACUUUGUGGAUGGUGUGUCAGAAUCGCCUGCCCACAAAGGACAGACUGACUCGGUUUGAAAUCACUACAGAUGGUAAAUGUGUUUAUUGUGGCCAGAUGGAAACAUAUAACCAUAUGUUUUUUUACAGUGCAAAAACUAAGAGAAUUUGGAGGCAGAUACUCAACUGGAUGAAGAUUAGGCAUAGCCCUGGUGAAUGGACAGAUGAAAUGAUUUGGUUUUGUCAGCAGACAAAAGGGAAGAGUAGCCGUGAUAGACUGCUGAAACUUGCAGCCACUGAAAUGAUAUAUGCAGUGUGGAGCCAUAGGAACAAGAUUGUAUUUCAACAAGGAAAAAUUGAGGACCUAAGAAGCAAAGACGAUCAUUAA
This is a messenger RNA of Vicia villosa (hairy vetch), 444 nucleotides long. RefSeq lists its product as uncharacterized. The transcript has a single exon. The coding region runs from base 1 to 444 and encodes 147 amino acids. Lineage: Eukaryota; Viridiplantae; Streptophyta; Magnoliopsida; Fabales; Fabaceae. The record is from RefSeq and is a predicted model, not a curated record.